Molecule: messenger RNA, 573 nt
Organism: Durusdinium trenchii
Lineage: Eukaryota; Dinophyceae; Suessiales; Symbiodiniaceae
Source: the annotation of a GenBank genome assembly
AUGGCUUCUCUCAAAAUAAUGUGUGCCCAAACUAAGGGAAAGAUUUGCAGCGCAUGUUCCUUGAACACGGUUCAUUUCAAGCCAUGGAAUUGGCAAUCGAAUAUGCUGAUCAAAGCAUGGGCAUGGGCCAAAGCCCAAUCAAAGAUCAGGGUUAAUGAGGUGCAUGGCGAGGAAGAGAUCUACAUAGUGGCCAAUGAGAGUUUUGACGUUACGUCAACGGAAGUUGAAGAAGCCACGCAGUCUGGCAAUAUCACAGUGCAGGACGAUGAGGGAACUCUGCUAGCCACUGAUCUUCCGGACUUCGAUGCCCCAGCCGCAGCCUUGAUUUCGGGUGGCCCCAACGCUGCUGGUGGUUCUUCUUCUUCCUCGGGACAAGCCGGAACUCCCAUGCUUGGGAGCACCACUGGUGUCAUGAGCUUCAGGAUGUCGUUCCCUACGAUCUCCAGCACGCAAAGCCCACUACAGAUCCUACCUCAAUUUGUUGAAGUACUUGGCAAAAAGCUUGACAAAUGCACCCAAGAGCUGGACUGGGUCAAGUGUCUAAAGUGUAAACACAUGAACGCACGUUUUUAG